CAUGGAAUCAAUCCCCUUCAUGGCCCUACAAAACUAUUUCUCUCCAGUUUCCGCUCCCUAAUUUCCAUUUCCACCACCCGCCGCCUUCCUUCGCAAACAAUAAUGGCUUACUCUUGUUCUUUGUUCCACUCCUCUCUCGCCUCCAAAUCCAACUUCCCGUUGCUGCACCAUCGGAACCACCCCAAGUUCAACCGCCCCGCGCCUAUCGUCAUCUCAUGCUCCUCCUCCUCCACAUUCGAUCCUUCUUCAACCACUAGUUCCUCCAAUAACAACACCCCUUCACCCCAAAAGAACCGUCGCCUUGCCGAUGAGAAUAUCCGUGACGAGGCUCGACGCCACCGCUCCACCGCCAAGAACACCCUCUCCGCCAAAUAUGUUCCGUUCAACGCCGGUCCCGACUGCACCGAGUCCUACUCCCUCGACGAGAUCGUUUACCGGAGUCGUUCCGGUGGAUUGCUCGAUGUUCAACACGACAUGGAGGCUUUGAAGAAGUUCGACGGCGCGUAUUGGAGGGAGUUAUUCGAUUCGCGGGUGGGGAAAACAACGUGGCCGUAUGGGUCUGGAGUUUGGUCCAAAAAGGAAUGGGUUUUACCCGAGAUUGACCCCGAUGACAUCGUUUCGGCUUUCGAAGGGAACUCCAAUCUGUUCUGGGCGGAACGGUUUGGGAAACAGUUUUUGGGGAUGAACGAUUUGUGGGUUAAACACUGUGGAAUCAGCCACACUGGCAGUUUCAAGGAUCUGGGUAUGACCGUUUUGGUCAGUCAAGUUAAUCGACUCCGAAAACUGAAACGACCCGUCGUUGGAGUGGGCUGCGCUUCCACUGGUGACACAUCAGCUGCCUUAUCCGCUUAUUGCGCUGCCGCGGGUAUUCCUUCCAUUGUCUUUUUACCUGCGAAUAAGAUCUCCAUUGCACAAUUAGUUCAACCCAUUGCGAACGGCGCGUUCGUUUUGAGCAUUGACACCGAUUUCGACGGUUGCAUGAAAUUAAUCCGGGAAGUUACCGCCGAGCUACCAAUUUACCUUGCCAAUUCAUUGAACAGUUUAAGACUCGAAGGGCAGAAAACGGCUGCGAUUGAGAUUUUACAGCAGUUUGAUUGGGAAGUUCCAGAUUGGGUUAUUGUUCCUGGUGGUAAUUUGGGUAAUAUUUAUGCUUUUUACAAAGGGUUUAAAAUGUGUCAAGAACUAGGGCUUGUUGAUAGGAUACCUAGAUUGGUUUGUGCCCAAGCAGCCAAUGCCAAUCCACUUUAUCUGUAUUUUAAAUCUGAGUGGAAUGAGUUCAAGGCAGUCAAGGCAAAUACUACAUUUGCCUCAGCUAUUCAAAUUGGUGACCCUGUUUCUAUUGAUAGAGCCGUGUACGCUUUGAAAAAUUCAAAUGGGAUUGUCGAGGAAGCGACUGAGGAGGAGUUAAUGGAUGCAAUGGCACAGGCGGAUUCUACAGGAAUGUUCAUUUGCCCUCAUACUGGAGUCGCAUUGACUGCUUUAAUGAAGCUUAGGAAAAGUGGGGUUAUCGGAGCUGGAGACAGAACUGUUGUGGUUAGUACAGCUCAUGGAUUGAAGUUUACACAGUCCAAGGUUGACUACCACUCGAAGGAGAUUCCGGAUAUGGCUUGCCAGUUUGCUAACCCGCCGAUGCAAGUGAGGGCGGAUUUUGGUUCUGUUAUGGAUGUGCUGAUGAAGUAUUUGGGAGAUAAAUCACCAAAGCACUAGGUGCUGCAUUUUGUAAGUUUAGCAGUUUGUACUCUGAGAUUUAUGCUUUGGUUUUAAUUUUAGUUGUUGCCUUGCUUUUUCAUUUUGUGGUAUACAAAUCUCGAUCUAGAUUGCCCUAGUUUAGAAAUCAUCUGUCAGCCACGUUAAUAAUCUAAACUUGUAUGAGAUUUAUAUUACUGUUGCAUCAAUUUCUUGUUCAAUAAAAGGUUUGUAUAUGUGACAUUUA
This is a messenger RNA of Gossypium raimondii (Peruvian cotton), 1933 nucleotides long. Its product is annotated as threonine synthase 1, chloroplastic. The coding region runs from base 103 to 1707 and encodes 534 amino acids. Gene Ontology annotation, molecular function: pyridoxal phosphate binding; threonine synthase activity. Gene Ontology annotation, cellular component: cytoplasm. Lineage: Eukaryota; Viridiplantae; Streptophyta; Magnoliopsida; Malvales; Malvaceae. The record is from RefSeq and is a predicted model, not a curated record. The transcript has a single exon. Gene Ontology annotation, biological process: L-cysteine biosynthetic process.